This is a messenger RNA of Linum trigynum, 5716 nucleotides long. The record is from the annotation of a GenBank genome assembly. NCBI's taxonomy places the organism in Eukaryota, Viridiplantae, Streptophyta, Magnoliopsida, Malpighiales, Linaceae.
UUCCAUUAUUUUCAUUCUCUGGACGAGAGAAACCGAGAGUACAGGGCGCGCAGGGGAGACAGAGCAGGAAAUUCUCUGAGCUCCAAUCUUGAGCCCUAGUGAUCCAAAAAUCCCGUAAGUAAUGCCUAAUUCAUCCAUACAUCGUGAUUUAUCGAUUUAGAGCUUUAAAACGAGUUUUUAGUUCAGGAAUUUCUUGAAUUCCGGAUAAGCCAAAUUAGGGUUUCGGAGUAUCCGGAAGCCGGAUUGAGCCCAAAUUUCAUAUACUAGCUUCCUGCAGCGAGGUAAUCAAUCCUCUAGUUCUAAUCCCUGAAUUUCGGCAAUUAUUUAGGCCGGGGUCCAAACCGCUGAAUUUAGCUCCGGCCAGGGUUUGAUGUGUUUUUAUCGAGAAUUUGACCCGGAGCCUAGAACUAAUAUUGACGGGGAUACUGCAGGGGAUAUUAGGACGGUCUCGGAUUUUAAUUCGGGGUUCGUUCCUGAAAUUGAUGUUUUAGUACGGGAAGGUUAAACCAGUGUUUGAACGACCAGAACUGGUGAGGGAUUAGCAUGGCAUACCGGGUUUGUCGUAUCACGAUAAUUAUAUUGAUGCUUAGAAUUGAUCUAGGUGAACUAGAAUGGCAUGAUUAGGGGUGUAUGAACUUUUGUGCUAUAUGUUGAACCCUGGAUUGCUGUAUGAUAUUAUUGACUUGCCCUAAUCGAUAUGAACCUUGUUUAUGCUGAUGAUUGUGUAUAUGUUGCAAAUUGUGGGCUGGACUGUUAAUAUGCUUUACGAUGGUUCGAGAAGGUGAUUAGGUAUGACUUUUCAUGAUUGUUGUAUUUGGAUGCACAAGUGGGAAAAUAUAUAUUCCCUGGUGAUAUUAUGAUGUUUAAGGAGGAUGACUUGCACGAGGGUUUAUCCCGAGGAAGUGCAAUUAUACGACUCCUGAUUACCUAUGUUGAGCCAAUUAUGGCAAGGUCAAGUACAUGUGCAAGUAAUGAAUUAUGAUUAAGCAAGAUGAGAUAUAAAUCAUGUAUAACGAUACCAAAUAUGAGUGUUGUGGUCUCACGGUCAACUACAUAGUAAUUAAGGCUCCCUAUGCUAUUACUCUAUUAUGAUAUGUAUGAUAGUCACACCUCUCAUGUGGUGGUGACUGAAGAAUUCUUACGAGAUAUGACCAAACCCAGAGCGGUGUCGGGGUAUGACUACACCCAUAGUGGUGUGGGGUAUGUAUGACCACAUCCGAUGGGAUGUUGGGGUAUGUAUGACUACAUCCGACGGGAUGUGGAGUAUGUUUCCCGGGAGAGUUAUUAGCAUGGGAGUAGCCAGGCGCCUAUAAGUAAAACAUGAUAAGAUGCAUAUGCAUAAGUCAAGGUGGUUGAGUCCUUUGCCUAUUGGGAUGUCGGAGGGCUGAGAUCUGAUCCCAGUGCUUUGGCUUGUUUGCUAGAUGUAUGGUAGGGGUAUGCUCUGUUAUGAACUCACGAUGCUAUGAUUAUCUCACUCAGCUAUGAGCUGACCCUCUUUUAUUCUUCUUCUCUGCUUAUGCUAUGUGUAAGCAGAUCAUCAGCAGAAGCAGAUAAGUGUUAGGUGGGAGAGGAGCUAGAGUUGAAGGCAAGAUGAGGUAUGGUCUUCAGCUAUUCUGUGCUUGGACUAUUACUCGGGAUUUUGGCCAGUGAUCCACACCUUUUUGUAAAAAUGUUUUGAGAACGUUUUUCAUGUGCAUACUAGCUUCUGAUCUAGUGUGAGAUAUCCACAGGUGUGGAAAGUUGAUGAUAUGUGUAUAUGUUGUGUAACUGUGUAAGUUGUGACGAUUAUGGUAUGUAUAAGUAUGGUAUGCAGUUGUGGAGUAUGAAAAGUGUGACCAUGGCUAAGAAAAGCCAAUGCAUAUGGUUGUGAGUAUAUAUGUUUGUGAUGAAUUAUUUUGCAGGAUAAGUUGCAAGAACUGUUAGCCCAUUACGCGAGUAAUUUAUGUCGAAAUUUUAUUUGAGUAAAUUUUGAUAAUUAAUGUAACACCCGAGAUUAAUUCUGCUGCAAUUGUAUGAACAAUAUGAUUAGGCAAAACGUAUAGGGUAGGGUGUUACAACAUGCAUCCCAAGAGCACUUCUACUAUGCUAUAAAGCAUUGGUGCUUUAAUGUACAACUUGAAAUCGUACCAUAACGUUAAAUGUAUAAGUUCAGGUUGUACCAUGAAGGAAUUUGUACCCUUAUGUUAUGGUACAACUUUACAACUUAAAGUUGUACCAUCACAUAAUGGUACAAGUUCAAAUUGUACCAUAAAAGAAUUUGUACAAAACAGUAUAGGUACAAUCUGAAGUUGUACCAUAACGUUGAAAGUACAACUUCGAGUUGUACCAUAAAGGCAAAAACUUAUAGUACCAAUGCUAUAUAGCAUUGUAAAAUUCCUCUGCAUCCCAAUUCUUUAUUUAUAAUAUUGGUUAAUAAAUUAUUAUUAUUAUUAUUAUUAUCUAUGUAACAUUACAUAUUAAAAUCACUAUUCCUUACUAUAUUCAAUUUCAAUCAUGACCUCUUUUUUUCCUAUACUUAACUAUCUAAGUACUUUUCAUAAAAAAAACUAUCUUACUACUUUUUCACAUUACAAAAGUAUGUGUAACACUAUUUGAUAACAGAUUUACUAUAAAUACAUUAUGUAAACCUUACAUAACGAUAUUUAUUCCUUAAAUAUCAAUUAAAUAGAACGUAUUGUUUAAAUCUUUCCUUGAAUAAGACAAUAUGUAAAGCUUAUGGAGAUUUACUAAUUUAUUUUGAAUCAAUUAAAUAUACAUAACUUUUCCGCGAUACAAAUUUGAAUGAAGAUUCAUAAAUUUUAACUAAAUAAUUUACAAUCUCAUCAAUUUGCAUUACACAAAUUUUUUCUAAGGUCGUUUAGUUGUUAUAUAAUAUUUUGAUAAAAUGUGAUACUUUUAAAAUUUAUUAUUAACUAUAAUGUUCACCAUCCAAUCAAUUUAGAUUAGAGAAAAAUUAAUGUUUACAUAGUAGUUUAAUCGAAUUAUACUUCCCAUAAUUUGAUUAUAUUAUUAGACCAUACAUUAUAAAAUAUUUAGGCAGCACCAUUCUAUAACAAUUAUGUAAAUUACAGAUUCAUUACGCAAAGCUUAUAAAGAGAUAAUUUUCUUAUGUAUUAAACAAAACAUAUUACUCUAGUCUUCCAUGUAGCUCGCACGGAUGUUGUCAUAAUGUUCCUACUGACCAGUCGAGAGGAGUGGGGGCGGUUGAUGCAAGGCCGCCAGUAUUAGACUAUGCAAAGAUGAAGAGUUUGGGUGGUAGGGACUUCAAGGGAGAUGUGAGCCCAGAUGCUGUAGUAGAGUGGUUGAGAGAGAUGGAAGAUGUGUUUGAGUAUCUUUAUGCAACCCCAGAGGAAAAAGUGCAAUAUGUUGUUUUUCUCCUAAAGGGGUACGCGAGGAGCUGGUGGUCCUCAGUUUCUAGAGUUAAUGGUGAACGAGUUCAGUUCACCUGGGAGGAGUUCCUGAAGGCCUUUAAGACAGAGUUUCUUCCCGAAGCUUUUAUCAGGGCAAAGAAUAAUGAAUUCGCCAACCUUAAGCAGGAGAACAUGACAGUUACUGAGUACACCAUCAAGUUUGUUCGACUACUCUACUUUGAAGAUGGGUUGGCGGAUACUGAGCAUAAGAAGAAGAUGAGAUACUUACAUGGUCUGCGCCUAGGGUUGAAAGAAAAGAUCCACAGGGUUGAUGAAGAGAGUAUGGCCACUAUCAAGGAGGCAGCACUUAAGUAUGAAGCCUAUGAAGUUGAGGGUAGCGAGGAAAACAAGGCCAAAGAAGAGGAGAAGAAGAGGAAGUUUGGAGUAAAUUAUGCUGGACCUCAUUACCCACCCAGGAGAAGUCCUAGCAGUUUUUGGAGAACACAGAGUCAAUCUAUGUCGGGAACAUCAUACAGGGCACCAAUUUCCUCAGCCACACAAUUUCCAUUUUGUCAAGUUUGUCAGAAGAGGUAUCUUGGAGAGUGUAGGAGAUUUUCUGGUGUAUGCUUUCACUGUGGCCAACCUAGGCACAUCAUGAGGGAUUGCCCGCAUUCGAGAGAAGUAAGAGCUACACAGUCCGAGCCUUCAGUGCAAUUUAGUAGAGCCCUAUUCAGGGGUGGUUACCAGGGAGGCCGUAGUGGAUUUCAAAGUGGUCGUGGUGGUUCACAGGGUGGUAGAGGUGGUGGUCGAAAUCAGCCAUCAGGAAGUGGUACACAGGGUACCAGAGGACAAGGAGCAUCGAGGGUUUAUGCAAUGACUCGAGGUGAGGCAGAAGUGGCACCAGAAGUUGUGACUGGUAUGCUUUCUAUCCUUGGCAAGCAAUUAUAUGCUUUGAUCGAUACUGGUUCCUCUCACUCAUUCAUGUCAUAUACAUUUGCACAUAUGCUACGCUUAGUUCCAGAUAAGCUAGGUUAUACCUUAUGUGUUAAAACACCUGUGGGAGAUACCUUGAAGGUAGACUCAGUUAUUAGAAGUUCCUUCAUUUGUGUGGAUGGAGCUUUCCUAGCAGCAGAUUUAAUUCUGCUACCUUUUGAUGAAUUUGAUGUCAUCCUUGGAAUGGACUUUCUAGCAACACAUGGAGCUGUUGUGGAUUGUCAAAAGAAAGAAGUGUUAUUUAACGCACCAGAUAAAGGUCCCGUUGUAUUCCGAGGCAUUAAGAAAAAGGAGACUCAUGGUUUUCUUUCUGCCUUGGAAGCUUUUCGAUUAGUAAAGGAAGGUUGUGAAGCCUUUCUUUCUCAAGUUACUGUUGUAAAUGAUAAGAAGGUUGAGGAUGUAGAGGUGGUAAGGGAGUUUCCUGAUGUAUUUCCCGAAGAACUUUCCAGCCUUCCACCAGAAAGGGAAAUAGAGUUUGAUAUUGAAUUAGUACCUGGCACAACACCAAUUUCAAUGGCACCCUAUAGAAUGGCACCAAUUGAGCUGAAGGAACUUAAAGAACAAUUGCGAGAAUUGCUAGACAAGGGGUUUAUUCGACCUAGCAUCUCACCAUGGGGUGCACCGGUUUUGUUUGUCAAGAAGAAAGAUGGCUCCAUGAGAAUGUGCAUUGACUACCGGAGGUUGAAUAAGGCGACAGUGAAGAAUCGUUAUCCCCUUCCAAGAAUAGAUGAUUUGUUUGAUCAAUUUGAGGGUGCAUCUGUCUUUUCUAAGAUUGAUUUGAGGUCUGGAUACCAUCAACUGAAAGUGGCAGAUGGAGCGACCUCAAAGACAGCUUUUAGAACAAGAUAUGGGCAUUAUGAGUCCCAUUAAUGUGGCAGCGGUAUUUAUGGCUCUUAUAAACAGAGUGUUUCAUGAAUAUCUUGAUAAGUUUGUGAUUGUGUUCAUAGAUGAUAUUCUCAUCUAUUUUAAAAGCGAGGAGGAGCACAAAACUCACCUUAGAAUUGUGUUGCAAAUUCUAAGGGAGAAACAAUUAUAUGCAAAAUUCUCAAAAUGUGAGUUUUGGCUGAAGGAGGUAAUAUUUCUGGGACAUGUAAUUUCUGGAAGAGGUGUCGAGGUGGAUCCGAAAAAGGUGAAAGCAGUGGUGAGUUGGGCUCCACCAAAAGAUGUGUCGGAGUUGAGAAGUUUUCUUGGCAUGGCUGGUUAUUAUCGGCGGUUUGUCGAAGAAUUUUCUAAAAAACUAUCUAACUACUUUUGCACAUUACUAAAGUAUGUGUAUCACUAUUGAUAACAGAUUUACUAUAAAUACAUUAUGUAAACCUUACAUAACGAUAUUUAUUCCUUAUAUAUCAAUUAAAUAGAACGUAUUGUUUAAA